AAAGUUAGAAUGUCAAGGUAGUGCCAAGCACUGACGGCCACACUUCAAAUCGAAUUGGACGGGAAAUAAAAUAUAUAGGAAAAUCGGGGCCGGAAAAUGAAACGUGAAUGAACAUCGAGGAAAGGACGCGACAACCAAAUGCAAUGUUUCCCAUGCAUCCCAAAAUGGAUGAGCAGUUGGCCCAGGCCUUCUCCGCCAACGAGGACGAGGAGGAGAAGCACAUUCAGAAGGUUCAGAACGCCUUCCUCUACUACGGACCAUAUGCCUGCCAGCGACUGAAGCGCUCCAUGGAUUACCUCAACAGCCUGUCUGGCGAGGACCAGCACAUGCUGUCCAAGUACCGGGCCCACCUCACCUGUGUGCGCACGUGCAUCGAUCGGAAUCAGGCCGUUAUCCGGGAGAUAUUGCGGGAGCGAGUUCUCUAUCCAGAUCCGGACGGUUCUCCGUCCAAUCCAACAUCGGAUCGUUGGGAAUUUGACGAGCCGCCGCCUCAUGUGCGGCAUGGCGAUAUGGAUCAGUCUAUUGCACUAGAUGAUGCUGAUGUAGAACCUCUCAAAAUUUUAAAGGCCCAGUCGACACUGAAGUUGAUUGCGCGCGAUUGGAGCACCGAUGGCGCCCUGGAGCGGGAGCAGUCCUACAAGCCGAUCAUCGACUGCAUUCUCGAGUACUUUAAGCCCAGUGACUAUGAACUGAAGGAGAUCAAGAUCUUGGUACCGGGAGCCGGGCUGGGACGUCUCACCUAUGAGCUGGCCUGUUUGGGUUACUCCUGCGAGGGCAAUGAGUUCUCCUACUUCAUGCUCAUUGCCUCCAACUUUGUCCUGAAUCUGUGCGAUUAUGAGAACAAGUAUGUCUUGUACCCGUGGGUGCAUCAGUAUGUGAAUAAUUUGAGGCGCGAGGACCAGGUGGCCGCCGUUCGCUUUCCGGACAUCUGUCCGCUAAAGAAUCCACCAAAAGGACACUUUGAAAUAGCCGCUGGUGACUUCCUGGAGGUGUACAAGACGCCGCACACCUACAACUGCGUGGCCACAUGCUUCUUCAUCGAUUGUGCCAACAAUGUUAUUGAUUUCAUUCGCACCAUUUACAAAAUCCUUGUACCGGGUGGCAUUUGGGUGAAUCUCGGCCCGCUGCUCUACCAUUACAGCGAUGUCAGUGGCCAGAAUAGCAUCGAGCCGACGUUCGAGGAUCUGUGCAUCAUUAUGGAGAGCAUUGGCUUUGUGAUUGAGAGCUCGCGCACUGGCAUCCGCACCAAGUACGCCCAGAAUCCGUCCUCGAUGAAGCAGAGCGAGUACCAGAGCCUGUUCUGGGUCUGCCGCAAGCCGGAUCCGUUCGAGGAGCAGCGCGGCAAGCGUAAAGCAUCCCGGGAGCCCCAUGAUCUCAUUGUGCGCGCCGACACCGACGAGGAGGAGGAGGAGGAGCGCGAGCGGGCCAAGCAGGAGCAGGAGCAGGAGGAGGAGGAACAGAAACUGGCCGAAGCCGAGAUCAACAAUGAGACUGAGAUGCAGGAUCUGGCCCAGCCAACGUGAUACCAGAGAGGGAGGCCACCAGAGAGAAGCGAGAAAUCAAAAACCUUAACAUCACACAUCAACCAUAAUCGAAAAACGAAAACCAAAGCGAAUUAUAAUCCAAAACCCACCUCAAGGAUGCCAUCAUAAGACAGGGAACACUCGAAUCGAGGCAACUUUCAUGUCCCAGGAUUCGUUAAGUUUGUACAUUUAGUAUAAGGAUGCCUUGAUCUACAAAACCAAUUACAAGUUUUCAAAAAACAGAAAACGACAACAAAUAUAUCUCGUAGGCGGAACAAAAUAUA
Drosophila ananassae is the source of this 1807-nucleotide messenger RNA. RefSeq names its product carnosine N-methyltransferase. The transcript is spliced from 6 exons. The coding region runs from base 108 to 1523 and encodes 471 amino acids. Gene Ontology annotation, molecular function: S-adenosylmethionine-dependent methyltransferase activity. The record is from RefSeq and is a predicted model, not a curated record. Lineage: Eukaryota; Metazoa; Arthropoda; Insecta; Diptera; Drosophilidae.